Molecule: messenger RNA, 4841 nt
Organism: Aegilops tauschii subsp. strangulata
Lineage: Eukaryota; Viridiplantae; Streptophyta; Magnoliopsida; Poales; Poaceae
Source: RefSeq, a predicted model, not a curated record
CGUCUCUCACUACAAGUAGCCGCGGCCAGCGCCCGCAGGAAGAGAGAGAUCUGAGCAGGAGAGUCGAGUCCUCGGAAUAAAUCACGCCAAAACCCAACCCAACAGAAACACACAGAACGGAGGCCGACGCCGCGAGAGAGGGACACAGAUCCGUCUCGCCGACCGAUCGCGCACGCGCCCGGAUCGAUCUCGCUCGUCCCGUCCCGCCGCGCCCGGAGCGGAGCGGGGUCGACGGCGGAGGAGAGGUGCUGCCCGGAUCCGCGGCCUGAGUUGAUCGGGGCGUGAUCCGCGGUUGUGCGGCAAUGACGGCCGAGGGGACGGCGCGCGGCGGCGCCGGCGAGGCGCCCAAGGCGGAAUUGGCGGCGGCCAAGGCGGUCUCCCCGACCGGGGAGGAGCGCGAGGGGGUGGGCGGCCCCUUCGUGAUCGUCAACGGCGACUCCGACGGCCACUCGGACCCGGGCUCGGACACGGGCGCCGGGGCCGAGCCGGAUUCCCGCCCGGAGGAGGAGGAUCUGCCCCGGGCCAAUGCAGCCCCGGCUGCUGACGCGGGCGGAGACCACCCCACCGCCGGUGGGGAAUUGGCCGCUCCCGACGGCGCUGUCGGCCUUCCAUCCUCCAACGGGCAUGCUAGCCCCGCUCCGGUGGAGUCUGAGGCUGAUGGCGUGGGCGAAGUAGAAGGUGAGGGAAGCCACAAUUCUGAAGCUGGACCGAGGGACCAGGGCACUGCUGCCGCUGGAGAGCUUGAUGGUCAAGAUGCAGCAACAGAACUUAAGAUUGACCAUGCUGACGCUGGUGAUGAUUCUGCUCCACCUGCCGUGGAAUCCGUGCUUAAUGUCAAGGAUGGAGAAAGUGAAAAAGGUGCUGCCACUGAGGUUGUUGCUCCUGAAGAACAGCAGGAUGAAGAGAAGAAUGCUCCAGCGGAGAGUGGUUCAGAUAACCCCGCCACACAUGCUGAGUCUGGUUCCAUUGUCUUGGAUUCUGAGGGCAGUGGCGAGCAGAGCAAAGGAGAAGAGAUUGCUGCUGAGAUCAUGGAGCCAGGUACAGAUGGAUCAGGUAUCUCGGGGGUGACUGAACAGCAUGAUGCUGACACAAGUGUGACUGCCACUGAUCCUGUGAUUCACGUUGAUGAGGGCAAACAUGAGCAUGCUGCAGUCACAGAGCUGGUGGAGCAGGAUGGGAGCAACGGGCAUGACCAUGUUGAGCAGAUUGCUGAUUCUGGCACAUCUGCUCCUGAGAUAGAAGCUGAUGGGAGCAAAGGGCAGCAAGUAGAAGCACUGACGACUGAGCCUGAAGUAUUGGAUGGAGGCGAUUGUGAAGCGGCUUCUAAGGGACCUUCAGAAGAGGAAGUUGUUGCAAACGGGCUUGGCUGUGCCAAGGACACUGCUGACACUUCUUUGGAGCUUGAGGGAGAGAGCGAAGUUGCCUAUGGUGUGGUUGAAGUGGAGGACGUAGUAGGAAAGGAUGGUGAGGGGGAUUUGCAUGAUGGUCAUAUGGUUGUUGUCCCCUCAUCUGACGAGGAAGCAAAACCUCCCGCAAAGGAGGGUACAAAUGAGGCCAUUCCUGCUGAAGUUGUGAAGGAGGGAAUAAGCGAACAAAUUGUGCAAGAUAAUGAAUCCGUUGAGGAUGAUGUCUCUUCUGUCACACAUCAGUCAGUAAAUUCAGAAGCUCCAGUUGUUGAACCUAAGGGGGAUCACAUACUCCAGGUAGAAGAUGCCGCAGGUGAUGGAAACACUGCAGUUUCUGAUGUGAAGGCUGUCAUGUUGGAAAUGAACACAGCAGAUAGCGUUCAAACACCAGAUAUCAAGUGUGCAUCUGAAGACAGGAGUGUACCAUUGCAUGCGAAUUCGUCUGACCAAGUUGAGGAGGAGGUAAACAAAGAAGUGUCCCCUGAGGACGCACAUUUAGCCCAGAAUGAGCAGUUGGAAUUACCUGGCACUGGUGCAGCUGCAGCUGAUAAAAGUGACAAUGCUGUGGUAGAGGCAGAACCAGGUAAAGAGAUGGAGGUUGUUGAAGACGUUGCGUUGCAUGCGGCUGCAGCAUCUACUUUCCAUAAUGAGCCAAGGUCCAUUGAUUUCAUUGAUAACAAUUACGUAAAACCGGAUACUGAGUUGGAAAGUUGUGAUCAUGUACAAGCAGAGGAGUGUAAUUCUGAUGAAAUAUCUAGCACCGCUGUCGAUGAAGUUAUAUCUGGUGUUUCCAUGGAUCAUGGAACUGCUGUGACAGAUGACGCUGAACUCAGAUAUGAUACAGGAGGUGCAUCUCUUAGCGAAACUGCUGUUGAUCAAGGUGAAGCUGUCGCAUUGACUGAUAAUAAAGCUUCUGUUGUAGAUGAAGUUAAACCCUCUUCUGCCCCAGGAAGUGAAUCUGGUGAUGUUUCGCAAAUAGGCGAAUCACGUGAUUUGGUUACAGAUUGCCAAUCUAAUAAUGACCAGCCGGACAUUCUUGACGCAUCAACUACGCGCGAAGAGCUAGUUUCUCUGACUGAAUAUCCUUGCCUGCCAGUUGUUUCAUUGGAAUCUGGAGUUAAGGCUCCUCAUACGGACAAGGCGACCGCCACGUCAGAUGAGACAUCCAAAGAUACUGAAAAUAUAAAUGCAUGCAAUAUAUCUUCUACUGAGGUUGAAACCAAAUCUUUGGAAGUAGUGGAACCUUCAUCUGUUGACGGGGUAGUUCCAGUGGAACAUGAGAAUGAUGAUGAACAUGCACACAAAGGCAAGGAGAAGAUUGCUGAGGACUCCAGUGAGUCGCCUGUUGAACAGCCUGUUGAUCUUGAGAGUGACAAGGGAAAUAUACAGCUCAUGAGGCCACACAAGUUCUUCAUCGUAAAGGUUCCUAAACUUGCGGGCGAUGAUGUCUGGGCAAAGGUACAAGAUGCUCAAGUUCAUCUGGAUCGCCUGACUCAGGAAAGAGAUGCAAUUAAUGCUCGCAAGAAAAAGCAAAAGGCUGCCUUUGACGAGUAUCGGGAAAAGUUAGAGGCAGCACGGAAAGAAGAGGGUGAAGCGAGAGCUGCACAUGCUGGCAAGAGGAAUGUUCUUGAUGGUGUACGGUCAACUAUUGGGAAGUUGAAUCAAGCAACUUCAGUUGAAGAAAUUGAUGAGUUGAUCGUGAGGAAACAGAGGACUAUGGAACAUGAAACAAUUUCUUUGAAAGAAGAGAAGCUAUUCAUUAAAGAGAUUAAUGAUCUGAAAGCCCAAAGGAAGCAAGCGUGCUCCAAUAUGGGCUCAGAGGCUGAAAUGAGUGAAGCAUUCCAUCAAAAGGAUCACAUUCAUGAGCAACAUAAGACUUUGAAGAAGGAAGCAGAUUUACUUUUCAAAAAUCUGAAGUCCCUUGAGGAGAACAGAAAAAAGAUUCAAAAAUCUUUCGAGGAUGAAAGAGCUGCUCUCAGAAAGUUAAAUGAUGACUUGUAUGCUGCCAAUGAACUACGUCAACAGGCCUACGAGAAUUGGGUUGAGCUGAGAGGGGAACCGGGCAAGAAGAACAAGUACUUCUUCAUGUACAAGAAGGACCGCGAUGCUGCGGGCAAGCUCUUAUCAAGUGGUGACAUUGAUGGACUUCAGUCAUAUUGUAAUAAUCAGGUUGAGGGUUUUAUGGAGAUGUGGAACAAAGAUGAUGACUUCCGCAGGCUGUACGUUGAAGCAAACCAGAUUAGCACUCUGAGGAGAUUAGGUACCCAUGAUGGAAGAUCACUUGGUCCUGAUGAGGAGCCUCCCGUCAUUCCCAGUAACAAUUACAGUAGAAGACCCAACAAUCCAUCUCAACUCACUGUUUCAAGCCCAAACGUUCCCAUUACAACUAAAGAAGCAGCACCUGAAAAGUCUACUGCAGUUGUUGUCCCUGUAGAAGAGGAUUCCUUUCCUGUUUUACCACCAACCCAGACCCAUAAGCAGGCCAAACCAAAGGCAGCUGGUAGUGGUUCAUCCCAGAAAGAAAUAACCCCAGCUCCAGAGGUGGUAGAUGUCAAACAGAUUGAAAAGGAAAAGGCUCGUCUGGCGGAGGAGUUGGAGUUAGCAAGGAAGGCGGAGGAGUUGGCACGCAAGGAGGAGGAACUAAGAGCGCAGAGGGCUGCAGCUGAAAAGGAACGACUCCGCUUGGAGCAAAUAGCGAAAGCUAAGGAAGCUGAGGAAAGAAAGAAAAAGAAGGCAGAGAAGGCUCAGGAAAGGGCGGAGUUCAAAGCGCGCAAGGAAGCUGAGAUGAAGGAAAAGAAGAAAGCAAAGAAGUCUAAAAAGGUUGGCACUACACCAGCAGACUUAGCAAGUGGCCAGACCAACUCUGCAGCUAUACCUGCAGCAGACACUGAGAGCAACACACCCGAAAAUGGCAAGGAUCCUGAGGUUCCUCAACCACAACCCAUAAUCAUAAAGAGGAUCCCUAAACCAAUUGUGAGGCAGCUGCAGCCCAUGCCUGCUCCCCUGCGUAACAAGUUCAAAAGGAGAACGCGGCAGUACAUCUUCAUCGGAGUCGCAGUUGCCCUAGCUGUCGUCGCGUUGAUCCUGGCCGGCAGAACCUUAGACCUCCCUGGUCUAAGUUCUAUUCGCUUCUGAAUUAGUUAGUACUACCCCCUAUGGAUGGCGAGGCGUUCUGCGCACAUAUUCUUGAUCCACAGCCGUAGGGAGGUGGAGGUGUCUUCUGAUACAGGCCGGCAUAGUUGUUUUGCGGGAAACUUGGGUGCUCUGGCUAGACAUGGCUUAUUUUUUCUGUUUGAACCGUGGAUGUUGUUUUACUGUACCUAUUUACCUCAUAGAUCGUGUUGUGAGUGCAUUGUGGUAGACUUAUCAGAUGGUGGCGACAUAUAUUCGUUAAAGUGAACAUAUAAUAAUCUAUAUAGAUUUAUUUUGGACAUA